Molecule: messenger RNA, 752 nt
Organism: Malus domestica (apple)
Lineage: Eukaryota; Viridiplantae; Streptophyta; Magnoliopsida; Rosales; Rosaceae
Product: acyl carrier protein 1, chloroplastic-like
Biological process (GO): fatty acid biosynthetic process
Molecular function (GO): acyl carrier activity
Source: RefSeq, a predicted model, not a curated record
CCUUUUUCUUCCAAAUCAUAAACCCCCACUCUCUCUCUACAGUAUACUCACACUCUUCGUGCUCUCCGCCCCUCUCCCCUCCAUUUCUCACUUCUUUCGAUAUCAGAUCUCUCCUCUGUCGACUCCAAUGGCUUCCCUCGCCCGAGCUUCUACUGCCCUUUCCACCUCCUUCAAGCCCGCUCUGGCACCCAGCAGCAGGAGCUCUGGUUUGAAAUCAGUUUCCUUUUCCAUUACUGGAAAGCGCUUUCCAUCCAUCAGUUCUCGACCUGGGCGCUUCCAAGUUUCUUGUGCGGCCAAACCGGAGACUAUCACCAAGGUGUGUGGCAUAGUGAAGAAGCAGCUGGCCUUAGCUGAAGACAUCGAUGUGUCUGCUGGCUCAAAAUUUACAGAACUUGGCGCCGAUUCUCUUGACACAGUUGAGAUUGUGAUGGGACUUGAGGAGGCGUUUGGCAUCACCGUGGAGGAAGAAAACGCCCAGACCAUCGCCACUGUUCAAGAUGCAGCUGACCUGAUCGAGGAUCUCGUUGCGAAGAAGAGUGCUUAAUGAAUUUUAGAGAGAACCAACACAAACCUGUGGACCCUUUUUUAGUUUCUUUGUUUGAGUUUUAUACUAUGAUUUUGGUACUUUUAUUAAUCUUUUGUUAUGGAUGUUUUAGUGCUCAUAAUUUGAAGGUUGAUCGUUAGUGGCGUUUCUAAUGUUCUGUAUUUGUUUACUUUUAUCUCGAUAAAAACAAUGAAAAAUUGUUUGAGUU